UCACCAGGUAUGUAGUUAAGACUCUAAAUUGUCCGGAAAUGCAAAAAAAUGUAGUGCUUCAUUCAAAUUUUAGAAAGAAAUAGCUUAAAAAAGGCAUGACCACCAAGAUGUUUUAAUUAGGGUCGACUACAACUUUACUCCUAGGUUAUUCCAGUUGGCAGAAUUGGUGUUAUUGUUUUGAUGAACUGAGUAAGAUAGCAGAACGGAUAUCUUGAGAUAUAUCUGAUACAUACAAAAGUGUUAUCUGAAAAAACAAAAUAUAUUUGGGAUUAACUGUGAUUGGAUUAAAAUAUCACUAUGGAAACAGAUUGGGUUUGGCAGCGGAGAGAGCCCGAUGAUUUGACACUUGGAUCUCCGAACAAAGAUCGUGAUUCGGCUGACGGAAAAGUUGAUAAAAAGAGUAAGAGUAAAAAGGAAAAGAUUGACAAAAAGGAUAAAGACAAGAAACUUAAAGGUGAGGAUAAAAAACAGAAAAGUGGUGAAAAGAAUCAAAAAAGUGAAGAAAAGAAACAGAAAAAUGAUGAGAAGAAAGUUAAAAAUGAUGACAAGAAAGUAAAAAAUGAUAAGAAAAGCAAAAAGGAUCAAAAUCAUGUUAAUGAAACAGCCACAGAGCAAAAUAACACUAUUACAAACACCAAAAAAUCAAUAAACAAAGAAAGUUCAAAACAGGCAAAGAAAAAGUCUAAAUCAGUCGAACGAGUGAGACAAUAUGAUCAGUCAUUUUUGUCAGUGAGUGAUACAGAGGCAUCGCGGAAGAGUGAUAUUAGUACAAGUUCAACGGAGAGUUUCAGAUCCUCAAAUGUUGACUUGAAAGCAUAUACUGUAUCACAGGCACAGGAUUUAUUCGGGAAACCCAAAAGUCCCAGGUCUACCGAGGAUAUACGUAAUAGUAAGGUAGUAGAAGUACGACGUUGCAAUGGCGAUCUUUAUAGCAACCAAUAUGUUGGGGCCAAACUAGCUAAACUGUCGCCAUAUACAGGCACAUCACCUGGGGAACGAAUAAAAAACAAUAGUAGUUAUAACAGCAACAGUUUGUCAAACUUGAAGUCAAACAACAUGAACCAUGCGAGUCUACCAAAAUCACUGAAUGAUUCCCGUGGUAACCAAAAUGGACACAAUAGAAAUGUAGCUCAAAAUACUAUGGAUGGGACGGGAAAAUAUGAUAAUGUGAACCUAUUACCCGCUGCCAGUGACGGAGCUAUUAGCAGCCCUAAUGAGAAGGUGACACCCACGAAGACCUUCAACAGUGACUUGCUGCUAGCCAAGAAGCCAGGAUCAUCAAUGGACUACCAGUACUAUAUGAAGUACUACCAGACAUUGCCCAGGAGGAAAAAGGUUAAAGAGGUCAGUAUCAUAAUAAAUGUACAUUUGCUCUGCUUUCUAAUUUCUCAGAAGUAUUUAGAAUGUGUCUUCUAGAGAGGGUACUGGAAUAUACUUUUGAAAAGAAUAGAUUGUUAUUACCUGGUAUUACAAGUGAAUAUCUAAUUAUACCAUUUGAUAAUGAGUAGAGACAUGGUACUUCAGACUGGAG
Molecule: messenger RNA, 1531 nt
Organism: Owenia fusiformis
Lineage: Eukaryota; Metazoa; Annelida; Polychaeta; Sabellida; Oweniidae
Source: the annotation of a GenBank genome assembly